CACUCAGUCACUCACUCACUCACUCAGUCAGUCACUCACUUACUUACUUGCUCGCUUGCUCGCUCGCUCGCUCGUUUGUUCACUAGCUCAACUCUCCUUAUUUUUCCCGUACCAUCUCGACCUCACUCCACUUACCAUUACCAUCAUCCUCUCUCUUCCUCCUUUCACGAAUCCGGAGGGGUGCGUGCGUUAGUUAGUUCGUUCGUUCGUUCGUUCGUUCGAAAGUCGAAAAGCCAGAGAAGGAAAGAGUGACACAUUCUGAGCGUGAACACGCGCCAGCCACUACGGAUUUAAGGAAGAAAAGAAGAAAUCGGCAGCAAGCCUCCAGCUAAUAAUAAUCAGGACACGGGAUUUCCUUCUGUGGAAAAAGAAAACGGAAAAAAAAAGAAAAGAAAAGAAAAGAAAAGAAAAGAAAAGAAAAUCACGUCUUUUCUCUUCUUACGUUCGUAUCGAUUGGAGAACAGAUUUCCUGAAUCAUCCCGACGAACGGAAUAAUUGCUGGUAGAUAAUAUCUCGUGAUAGGAAGUCGUUGGGAUUCUAUAUGGAAAAGAAAAAAAUUGAAGAGUACCGUGAAUAAGUCAGUCGUGCCGACCUAACGAACGAACGAAUGCCGAACUAACUAAAGAGUCGGUUUUCUUGUCAGGAACGUUGUCGUCGACGUCGUACGAGAAGGCACGCAGCAAACGAAAUCACGCGCACGUGCGUUCUAAAUGCAUUAAUCGCACUAUGGCGACUGCGACGAUGGGUCUUCGCCGUAGGGUACCGGUGAACAAUUCGCCAACGCCUUCUGGUCAUUCUUCCACGAACGUUUCUGCCUCUAGCAAACGUUCCAGAUCGGAGAAUAACAAUAGUCCGUCUCAGGGGAACCUAAAUUCGGUGAAUGGUUCUCGAGAGGAGCCACCGACAAAGAAGUCACGUGGUACGACCACCAGCGGUGGCAAGGGCAAUGCUUCCUCGAGUUCAUCGUCAGCCUCGAAUAAUUCCGGAUUAGUUUCCCUAACGGAUACUAAUUCUUCGAGCAAGAGUCGUGGGAGUUCCAUUUCCAGAUCUAGCAAUCAAACGAAGACAACGUCAUCGUCAUCGUCAUCAUCCUCAUCCUCAUCAUCAUCAUCAUCAUCAUCAUCAUCCGGUAAUAAUAAUUCGAACGUUGUCAAUGGCGAUCAUCCUUCGAACGUUCCAGCGGGCAACUGGUCAACAGCCACAUCGAACAUGUCGGACGUGUCGACUUAUGCUGCAGUCACCGGAUUAGCCAUGACGAACGGGCAAGCUAGCGGGCUCUGUGCCACCAACCUUGGCAUGACGACAUCGAUACCACCAUACAUGUCUACGUCAAUGGCGACCUUCGUUGGGAACGCGACGAAUCUCGGUAAGAGUUCGUCGGUGUCUUAUCUCGAUAUAUCCAACAUGACCAGCGGUUCCUUGGGCUCUUCGAACGCCACGAACUCUCUGGCCUCUGGUUACGGCACCAAUAAAACCACCGGCACGAAUCUCGAUUCGAAUUCCACCGGUGUAAAGACGAUGGCAUUUCCAGGUAUCCCGUCGGCGAACGUGAAUGCGAAUGGUGGUGGUUACGGUUCGGCACAGCAAAAGGGGCAACAAAACCAGACGGCGGAUAGCGUGGCACUACCUAAGAAGUUUCAAAAUGAUGGCAUGUUCAAUGCAUAUCAGCCCUGGGUGAUAAAGACUUACGGUGAUUUGGCAAAAACGAAAACAAUCACGAUCAAAAAGUAUGCGCGUAUUUUGCGAACUCUGCGAGGGGAGGAAGUGAACAGUGCAGAGAACAGUAAAUUCAGGUUUUGGGUAAAGAGCAAGGGCUUCCACAUCGGCCAACCGGAAGGUUAUGACGCUAAACCGGCGGACAGAAUCGUUGGACGUCACGCGGUUACCAAUCCCGGAUUGGAUCCUCCUCUAUACGUGCCUACACAGUUGCCGCAUAACAAAGCAUUGAACGGUGCAGAGGGUACAGUUCCACCAGGAAGAAUUUACAAAAAGGUCGCCAUAGUGGAGAAUUUCUUCGAUAUUAUUCAUGCCGUCCACGUUGACCUUGAGGGUCGUCCUGGGAAGCAUGCCGGUCAAAAGCGCACCUAUCGGACGAUCACAGAGACGUAUGCGUUCCUACCGAGAGAAGCUGUUACACGAUUUCUUCUUGGAUGUACUGAGUGUCAAAGAAGACCGAGAACACCAAGCCCUACCAAUCUGUCUAAUCAGUCAUCGCAUCCAGUUGCACUUUCGUCGACGAUAACGUCUACGUCGGGAUCAACAACUACGACAACGUCUACGUCAACGAGAUUGAGUCCUACGACUAGUUUGGCAACGUCAAAUUCAACCUCUCAAAAUAACAAUGCUAAUAACAAUAAUAAUAAUAACAAUAAUGGCAAUAACAAAUCAAGAGACUCGACGGAAAGUAAAAAUCUUUACAAUUAUAGACAUCAAAAACAUUUGAAGAAUAAUAAUAUUGUUGGAAAUUUAACCGAGACGAAAAAUGAUAAAGACAAAGAAGAGAAAUAUAAUCCUUUGAGUAUAACCAAUCUAUUAAAAAAAGAACCAACGAAUGGUGGAUUCCUAUCUAGUACGGAAAUUUUACCAGAAUCCCGAAGAACUCCAGAAUCUGAUCGGGCGAGUUCAAGGAGUUCGGCUUCGUCUAAAAGGAAGAGGAUGCUGCCGGAGGGUCGGACUCCAUCUCCACAGCCGAGUCAACCGUUGCCAAGGCCUUGGAGCCCGGGAUUGGAUCCCAAGAACACGCCCAUCGACUACAGUCUUCCCAUUACUACCUCGUACCUAAAACAUCAGCAAAGGAUGGCUGAAAAAAAUAAGGCAUUAAAGGAAGCUGAGGAAGAACAACAACAACAGCAACAACAACAGCAAGCACAACAACAACAACAACAGCAGCAACAGCAACAACAGAAAAUAACUGCAAUGGAAAUUGACGCGGAUAACGUCGAGGGUGAAAGAUUUUCACCUGCAGCAGGUUUAAUCGACACUAAUCUCAAUUUAUUAGCAACCAUUCAAGAUUUACACUUCCAAGUGAUGCUAGCAUUGAACGAAAGGCUCAGACCAUCUAUCGCAAUGCCGAAUCCUCUCGUAUUACCAUCAGCUCACAUCAUAUCCGGCCCCAUGAUCACAGGUUCCGAGGUGUCCGUGCAAACCGGGGAGCAUCACUUGUGAACUCCUAUUUUCUAGCAUAUCGAUCGGUUUGAUCUCGAUAAAGCUUUCAAAGGACACAUCUCAGAUUACUUGUCCUUAGAACUCACGCGUCUAAUAUCUUUCAUUCGGCAAAACUAUCAUUCUUAAUUAGUGUUCCAUCCAUUUUAAAACCUAACCUUAAAAUUAUCAUCUUUCUAAUAGAGAUAAAUCACGAUCUCAAAGUUUCUCGUUUUGGGAAUAAAGAAAAAUGAAAAAAAGAAAA
Messenger RNA from Polistes canadensis, 3406 nucleotides. Its product is annotated as nuclear pore complex protein DDB_G0274915-like. The transcript has 4 exons. NCBI's taxonomy places the organism in Eukaryota, Metazoa, Arthropoda, Insecta, Hymenoptera, Vespidae. Bases 727 to 3165 code for a protein of 812 amino acids. The record is from RefSeq and is a predicted model, not a curated record.